UUCAACGUAACCCCACUCCGUAACAAACUCCUUUGAGCAUCGGGGCCCAAAAGUUAUUCAUAGGCAUUGAUAGGCAUCGAUAAAUGUGUCAAAAGUCAAAAGACUUGUACUUAAAGUUUGUUAAAUACAAUUAAACAGUCUUGAGCUAGAGAAAAAUAGUAAUGUUUUUCAAUAUUUAUGAAUUUAUUAUAUUCUUCGUUUACAUAGACAUUUGUCCAUAUGGAUGAAUAAUUCUUACAUCGGGACGGUUUACGUUGGUUUACGUUUUCCCGCGUAUCGUUUCGUGUUGCCCCUGCUUUCAAUCAUCAAAUUUUUGAAACUAAAAAUUGUCAAACACUUUUGAUUCAUUAAAUAAAUUCCUUUUUCUGAUAUGCUCGGAAUAUAAAGGAACGGUUCCUUCGCGUGGAUUUUGUGAUGUCUCAACACGGAGCUGCAUUGCAAACAUAUAAUCAGGAACUUGUAAAAUGUUUGGAGGAGAUGAAACUCAGGCGAACUGAAUUACAAGAACAGAUUGAUUCGCAGGAAGAGGAGAAAAAUAAUCUACAGCGAGAGAUUGAAAAAAUGUCCUGCAAAUUGACUCGUCUUAAUGACAGUCUAGCAAAGAGGAUAGCUGUACGGAAUGAGUAUGACAGAACAAUUGCAGAUACAGAAACUGCAUAUAUGAAGAUCUUGGAAAGUUCACAGCUACUUCUCAACAUGAUUAAAAGGGAGGCUACGAGCUUAGAUCAAACUUUAGUAAAGACCAACAUGGACAAGCAACAGUUUCGACAAUGAGGGCAAGUCCUUAGUUUUGAAAAUAUAUUUAUUAAAAUAUUGAUCUUUUCCAUAGUAGGCACAUUGCCACUGACUAUGGUUUAACAAGUACAAAAUUGUAAAUAUAUAGGUUUAUAAAGUAUCAUUAACAGUGUAGAAUAUGUUUGUACAUUGAUGAACUUUUAUACAGUAUUUUCGCAUACUUUCAUCAUCACAAUGCCUACGAAGGCGUACAUGUAUUUAUGUCGCAUAAUGUUAUAUUGUGUUCGUAAGUAAAGAAGUGUAGAUGCCUUUUGUAAUAAAAGUUCAAAGAACUAAUAUGCUCUAAUAAUAA
Molecule: messenger RNA, 1087 nt
Organism: Cephus cinctus (wheat stem sawfly)
Lineage: Eukaryota; Metazoa; Arthropoda; Insecta; Hymenoptera; Cephidae
Product: Sjoegren syndrome nuclear autoantigen 1 homolog
Exons: 3
Coding region: 415-774 (119 amino acids)
Cellular component (GO): ciliary basal body; centrosome
Source: RefSeq, a predicted model, not a curated record